AUCCAAACAAUGUCCAAUGACGAAACUACUUCACCUACAAUGGUUGGGUCAGUAGAAGAUGAAGAAGAGGAUGACGAAACUUUUCUGGAUGAUUCUAUUUUAACCAUCUCUUGGCACAAGGAACCUGUUUAUGCAGUGGAUUGCCAUCCGCAACUUUGCCACACAUUUCUUACCGCUUCAGGAGAUGGAACAGCUUGCUUAUGGAAAAUACAAGAUGGGUCUCAGGUGCAACCUUAUCAUACUGUAGAGGAACGUGGAGAUUCUCAAAGUCUAGCAAAGUUUAGUCCCAAUGGAACUUUGUUCGCUACUGCUUGUCUCGAUGGUUCUGUACAAGUUUUCAACGCCUCAAAUGGUUCACUUAUUUCAGAUUUGGUUGGUCCAACUAGUAGUGUUGAAUUCCUUCGUUGGUUUCAAGAUUCUUCGUGCCUUUUUGCAGGUUGUAGUGAUCAAACUGCUUGGAUUUGGUCCAUGUCCGAUGGAAAUCCAGUCAAUGUGUUCACUACUCAAGCUCCAGUUAUGAGUGGUUGUCUCUGUAGACAAGAUGAAUAUGCUGUAUUAGGAAUGGAAGAUGGAAAUAUUUCGGUAUUUCGAGCACUUGAAGCACCACCAACAUCAUUACAAGUCAUUCCACCUUCAUUACUAGGUCAAGCGAUUAUUUGUAUGGAAAGUGCUCCUUUUGAAGACCGCAUUGUGGCAAGUGGAGCAACAGAUGGUCAAAUAUUAUUGAAAGUUUAGACUUCUCUUAUCAAUAUCGUUGGUUAGCUUCAG
This is a messenger RNA of Galdieria sulphuraria, 768 nucleotides long. Its product is annotated as transducin family protein / WD-40 repeat family protein isoform 2. Lineage: Eukaryota; Rhodophyta; Bangiophyceae; Galdieriales; Galdieriaceae. The record is from RefSeq and is a predicted model, not a curated record. Gene Ontology annotation, molecular function: protein binding. The coding region runs from base 10 to 735 and encodes 241 amino acids. The transcript is spliced from 4 exons.